AUGAACGUAUCAACUGCUGAGAAGGCUGUGAAGGCUUUUCUUCCUAACCCCGGUUUUUUGAUGAAGAAGAUUCCCACUUGGAAACUCACUGUGAAGGAGUGGAACGCCGAGGAGUUCAAGACGCAGGUGGCCAAUCUGUUUGAUGAGCUGAACGAGCAAUACGGAUGGCUCCAGGAGAAGUUGGAGUUUGCUGAGGAGCAGGCUUACCUUGCCUACAAGAAGAACGACAAGGAUAAGAUGAGAGACAAAGUUUCCGAGAUGAUGGUUUUCGAGAAGAAGAUUGCUCUGGUGGAGAAGAUCUCUCCCAUGGUGGAGAACGUUCAGUCCCAGGCCAAGACUCUGCGCAAGGAGAAGAAGUGCCCCGAGGAGUUGGAGAAGGAUGUCGCUGUUGUUAUCUAUCUCGCUGACGUGUUCAGCAUUCCCUCUUUCCUCCGUGUGAAGCACCAGUUCACCUUCAAGUAUGGUGAGAAAUAUAUCGAGAAGAUCUGCGGCAAGAAGCACACGAACGUGGAUGAGGAGAUCAUUGCCAUGGUGGAGUACAAGCCCGAGUCCAAGGCCGUGAAGGAGCGCGCCAAGCAGGUGACGGAGGAUUGCAAGAAGCGCGAGAAGGAGGAGGAGAAGGCCAAGAAGGAGGCCGAGAAGGCCAAGAAGUCCGGAAAGUCGGGCAAGUCCAAGAAGCAUCAUCAUAAGAAGGAGUCGUCUUCGGAUGAUUCCGAUUCUGAUUCCGAUUCUGAUUCUUCGGAGGAUGAGAAGCCUAAGAAAAAGUCCAAGAAGUCCAAGAAGGAGUCGUCCUCGGAUGAGUCUUCUUCGGAGGAGGAGAAGCCCAAGAAGAAGUCCAAGAAGUCCAAGAAGGAGUCGUCCUCGGAAUCGGAGUCCUCGGAGGAGGAGAAGCCCAAGAAGAAGGAGAAGAAGGCCAAGAAGGCCGUUUCUUCGGACUCUGAGUCUUCGGAGGAGGAGGAGAAGCCCAAGGAGAAGAAAGAGGAGGAGCCUAAAGAGGAGCCUAAGGAGGAAGCCAAGGAGGAACCUGCUGCGAGUGCGUAAAUGUUGCAGAUAGCCCUGAUUGUU
Molecule: messenger RNA, 1065 nt
Organism: Blastocystis hominis
Lineage: Eukaryota; Bigyra; Opalinata; Blastocystidae
Exons: 3
Coding region: 1-1041 (346 amino acids)
Biological process (GO): protein transport
Source: RefSeq, a predicted model, not a curated record